GGCAAGAGGGUAAAGUUAACCGAUAAAUCAAAACUGUUCCUUUCUCUCAUUCCUCUCUUCCUCUCGUCGUCUUCACGAUUCCACGACGAUUCAUCUCCGACCACCACCGAUUAUCGGUUUCACUUCUGAUCCCACAGAUCCCUUCAAAUUCUCAACUCAUCUCCCCUCUCAAAUUCUCGAUCUUUCCCCCCUCUAAUUCGAAACCCUAAUCUCGCCUACCAAUCGAAGAAACAUCCAAUUCCGCCCAAAGAUCUAGUCUUUACCGAUGGACGCGACUAGGGUUUGCUCGGAGGUUCCCGGAUCUUCGAAAUCGACCUCUCUCACGGAGUCGACAUCUCGCACGGAGACCAUCAACGGCUCACACGAGUUCAAGAUCAGCGGAUACUCUCUCGCCAAAGGGAUGGGGAUAGGCAAGUACGUGGCUUCCGACACGUUCAUGGUCGGUGGGUACUCGUGGGCGGUCUACUUCUACCCGGAUGGGAAGAGUCCCGAGGAUAACUCUGUCUACGUGUCUCUCUUCAUAGCGCUCGCGAGCGAAGGUGCUGAUGUAAGGGCUUUGUUUGAGCUGACACUUGUUGAUCAGAGUGGUAAUGAGAGGCAUAAGGUUCAUAGCCAUUUCGGUAGGACUCUUGAGAGCGGACCUUAUACUCUUAAGUACCGAGGAAGUAUGUGGGGAUACAAGCGGUUUUUCAAGAGGACUCUUCUGGAGUCAUCAGAUUAUCUCAAGGACAAUUGCCUCUUGGUGCGGUGCUGUGUGGGCGUGGUGAAGUCACAAACAGAGGGACCGAGGAGUUACAAUAUCCCUGUGCCGGUUUCUGACUUGGGGCAUCAGUUUGGAAAGCUUUUGGAGAGUGGGAAGGGAGUUGAUGUUACAUUCCGAGUUGAUGGAGAGACGUUUCCUGCUCACACGUUGGUUCUUGCAGCUCGUUCUCCAGUUUUCAGGGCACAGCUUUUUGGCCCGUUGAAAAACCAAAACACCAAAAGCAUAAUCAUAGAAGACAUGGAAGCUCCCAUUUUCAAGAUGUUCCUCCAUUUUAUCUACUGGGACGAGUUGCCUGAUAUGGAAGACAUAAUGGGCACAGACUUGACCCUUGUGGCUCAGCAUCUGCUUGCAGCUGCAGACCGUUAUGCUCUGGAGCGGCUUAGAACCAUCUGCGAGUCAAAACUCUGUGAAGGAAUCAGCAUAAACACAGUAGCGACCACCUUGGCUUUGGCAGAGCAGCAUCAUUGUUUCCAGCUAAAAGCUGCGUGUCUUAAAUUCAUAGCAUUGCCACAAAACCUGAAAGCUGUGAUGGAAACGGAUGGGUUUGAUUAUCUGAAGGAAAGCUGCCCAUGCUUACUAAGUGAGCUGCUGGAGUAUGUGGCUAGGCUGAGUGAGCACUCUUUAACAUCAUCGGGGAAUAGGAAGGAGUUAUAUGCUGAUGGUGGUGACGUGAAUGGGAGACGAGUGAAGCAGCGGUUGCACUAAGUAACUCACUUUCAGGGAGAGAGAGAGAGAGAGACUGAUCACGUUGGAGGAGGCAUCUUUGGGUAAACAGAAUUGUAGAAGAGUCGAGAUUUGUUGUGCAUUUGUCAUUUGUAAAAGGAUUAGUGAUUGUUCCGUGUUGUCUAGCCAAGUAGAGUGACAUGUUUUUUUUUGUAUUUUUGUGCUUUUUUGAUUGUAUUGACUAAAGCCGCUUCUCUCAAGGAAAAGUUUCAUGAAA
Molecule: messenger RNA, 1703 nt
Organism: Raphanus sativus (radish)
Lineage: Eukaryota; Viridiplantae; Streptophyta; Magnoliopsida; Brassicales; Brassicaceae
Product: BTB/POZ and MATH domain-containing protein 2
Exons: 4
Coding region: 266-1468 (400 amino acids)
Biological process (GO): protein ubiquitination
Molecular function (GO): protein binding
Source: RefSeq, a predicted model, not a curated record